Lachancea fermentati is the source of this 783-nucleotide messenger RNA. NCBI's taxonomy places the organism in Eukaryota, Fungi, Ascomycota, Saccharomycetes, Saccharomycetales, Saccharomycetaceae. The record is from the annotation of a GenBank genome assembly.
AUGAAAAUUAACAAAUCAACUCUACUCGUCGCCGCCACCGCUGCUGUUGCUAAAGCAGAUUUGACCGGUCAACAAGAAGUUCAAGAACUUCAAAUUUUGUUGAGUGAUGUGGAAGCCAACUUGGGUGAUUACAUGUCUCUAGCCUUCAACGAUCCUAGCUUUUCUAUUCCUUCGGGUAUUCUAACUGUUUAUGAACAGUUGACCACCUAUACUGAUGACUCUUACACUACUCUCUUCAGCGAUAUCGAUAUGGCUGGUUUGCAAGCUGAGGUUACUGCUUUACCAUGGUACUCCUCGAGAUUGGAGACCGCAUUGGCUGUUCUAUACACUACGGAUUCAAGUUCUGCAGCUACUUCAACUGCUUCAUCAUCAGCGCCAAUUACCUCUGUGUCCAGUACUGAGACCUCUAGCAGUGCUGCUUCCUCUUCUACUGUUGAGUCCUCCAGUGAGUCUUCCAGUGAGGUCGCAUCCUCAUCGGAAUAUUCUGCUUCCUCUGCUACUUCCUCCACUGAAUCCUCUGCAGUUUCCUCCAGCAGUUCUGAAACUUCUUCUGAAGUCUCUUCAAGUAGCGUGAAGUCAUCUUCAGCUGCUCCUUCCAGUAGUGCUGCUUCUUCUACUGCUACCACUUCAGUCAAGUCAAGUGCUGCCUCCUCUAUUUCAUCUUCUUCAUCUGCUGCCUCAUCAGCUUCUACCCCAGUUGUUUCCACAGGUUUGGCCAACAUGAAUGCUGCCUCCGCUGGUAUGGGGGCUGCCUUUGCUGGUUUGUGUGCUUUACUAUUGUAG